AUGAAGAUCAUAUGCUUCAAUGCUAGGGGGAUCGCCAGUAGAGUGAAAUGGCGAGCGAUUAAAGAACUGGUUUGUCAGGAGAAGGCAGAUAUGUUGUUAGUUCAGGAAACAAAAUUGCAAGAUGUGGACAACAGGUUGUGUACCUCAAUUUGGGGGGAUGCUAAUUGUGAGUGGAGAUUUAUUCCAGCUUCCAAUAGGGCUGGCGGUAUACUCAGUAUAUGGAGAAGUGGGGCGUUUCAUCCUGAGGAGGUUCAUGGGGGAGGUGGGUUUCUGGGCUUAGUGGGAGUAUGGGAGAAUCAGUCAGAGCGGUGUGCUAUUGUAAAUGUAUAUUCACCAUGUUCUAUUGAGGGAAAGCGUGUUUUGUGGAGGGAAUUGCUGCCGUGGAAAGCUGGCAGUAAUGUUAGAGCUUGGUGUGUCGCCAGGGACUUCAAUGUUGUUAGAUGUGUGGAGGAAAGGAAAGGCAUAGGUCUUGACUCUGCAGGUGGGAGGAGGGAAAUGGUGGAAUUUAAUGAGUUUAUUGAGGGAAUGGAGGUUGUGGAUAUUCCCCUAAAUGGCCGCAAAUAUACAUGGUACAUGGAAGGAGCAACACUUUCAGGGAAGGGCAGCAUAUGUACUGAAGGAAAGACUGAAAGCGUUGAGGGGGAGCUUGAAGAGAUGGAACUUGGAAGCGUUUGGCAAUGUCAGCGAGAAGAAAAGGAGCUGGUAAAUUUGUUCAAUGAGCUCGACUUGAGAGCGGAAGAUGAGGAUCUUUCUGCAGCAGAGGUUAGACAACGGCAGACAUUGUUGGCAGAGUUCUGGAAAAUCUCUAAGAUGAAUGAGUCUCUUUUACAGCAAAAAUCCAGAACCCGAUGGAUUAGGGAGGGUGACUCAAACUCAAAGUAUUUCCACGCCUUGGUGAACUGGAGGAGGAAAACUAAUAGCAUUGUUGGCCUCACCAUCGACGGUAAUUGGUCUGAGGAUCCGAUUCGGAUUAAGAAAGGUGUAAAAGACUUUUUUGAGGCCAGAUUUUGA
This is a messenger RNA of Lotus japonicus, 1011 nucleotides long. RefSeq lists its product as uncharacterized. Lineage: Eukaryota; Viridiplantae; Streptophyta; Magnoliopsida; Fabales; Fabaceae. Gene Ontology annotation, biological process: base-excision repair. The record is from RefSeq and is a predicted model, not a curated record. The transcript has 2 exons. The coding region runs from base 1 to 1011 and encodes 336 amino acids. Gene Ontology annotation, molecular function: endonuclease activity; DNA-(apurinic or apyrimidinic site) endonuclease activity; double-stranded DNA 3'-5' DNA exonuclease activity. Gene Ontology annotation, cellular component: nucleus.